UUCAUAUUGAUAGUACAUACAGGACAGUGCUCAGUACACAGCCAAUGUGCCACAUUUUAUUAUCCUCACUUAGUGUUAUCAUAAGAGGGCUUGAUUUGACUGUCCUGAUUGCUACAACCAACCCUCAAGCGACAGUCUAACACAUGUACUGUGGUAGAGUGAACCUAGAGUUAAGGCCAUAGCCUUGUUACAUAAAUCAAGUAGAGUACUACAGGUGUUUCCUGGUUUUAUUCAUUUUAAUCCUGUAGUUCUCCUAUCCAAUGGUUGUUCUUACCUGGACCAGAGGGUGGCGCUAGUAGUUAGAAAACAAUUCAUUUUGAAACACUGCAAUUGUUUUUGAAUAGGAUAUAUCUAAAGAUAUUUGAGAGAUAAACACAUAUGGAGUUGGUAACAAGAGUGUCCAUACUUUUAUUUUGAUUUCUUGUUCAUUGGACUGUGCUGUGUGUAUUCCUGGCUGUUCGUAAUUUCCUGUAAAGUCCAGUAUUGGAAUGUCAAGAGUGUUUGCUUUGGAGUGAGGGCUCUGAGUAACAGGGAUCGCCCACAAUAACAUUAGCACAAGCACGGUGUGGGGGAGUGGUUUUCCGCAACAACACUAUGGACAAGUUUCUUUUGCAUGGCCCGGUGCCCCGGUUGGGAGGAGUUUGCACAUUUUAGAUCCUACCAUUGGUCCCUAAGUGAAAACUCACUGUCUGUGAGCCCUGUCUGUGAUACUUAGAGGCAUCUGACAACACUAAACUGGAAACGUGGAGUCGGAGUGUGUACAGUAGGCGGUGCUUGAGUCAAUAAAUAGGCUUAUAAAUAGGAAAUCCUCUCUAAACUGACUGGUCGUAGACAAUACACCAUAAAGGAAUACACGGGCGGAGGACCUGUAGGAAACAUUGCAUUUUUACAACGUUGGGUCACACAGGGAUAAUAAGGAAACAGCAGAAGAAAAAGUAACUAAAAUGACAUUUUCAUCUCUCCCUCUCAGAAGAUUUGACAAAAUGUGGAAUAGGAUAUUUUUUUGUGGACUGGUUGUCUGUCUCAUCAGCCUCACUGACCAGACUCAGGGCCAGAAAACAACUUUAGUUGUUCAAGGGACAGAUUGCACACAGAUCAAAACUCUCUCCCCUCGAGCCACCAGUGGAGUGUAUGUCAUUCAGCCUGCGGGAGUCAGAUCCCCCUUUAAGGUGUAUUGUGAGAUGCUGGCAGACGGAGGCUGGACAGUCUUUCAAAGGCGCACCGGGGCAGAGGUUCUUUUCAACCGGAAGUGGGCAGUGUACAAACAAGGCUUUGGGCAUCUACGGAAGGACCACUGGCUGGGUCUGAGUAAGGUGUUUGCUCUAACAAAGGGCAGGGAGCGGAGCUCGACCAUGCGGGUCGACCUGUGGGACUUUGAAGGGGGCACUGCCUUCGCUGAGUACAGUGACUUCCGUCUGGGCACGGAAAAGGAGGCCUAUAAGCUGAACGUUGGAGCCUACAGGGGCAACGCAGGUGAUGCCAUCCGUGGGAAAUACGCCGGCAUUGACCAGAAUGGCUUUGGCUUCAGCACAACCGACAAGGACAACGACGGCUGCUCACCCUGCAUCUUUGGAGACAUCGCCGAGAACACGUGCAGCUUCUCGGAGGGAGGAGGAGGGUGGUGGUACAGUCGCUGUGGCUCUGCCAGCCUGAACGGAGACUGGCACCCCGCCGGCGAACACAUCGGCUGGGCCUCCGGCCUCCACUGGGAGACCUGGAAAGGACCUGCUCCAUACUCGGCCCGAGCGAGCCGCAUGAUGAUCAAGUCUGUGUGAGGCCACGUCUCAAUACAUCUGAAAUGGUUUCCUAGGCCUAUGUCUCCUUUGAUUUAUGACCACCGGUCUGAGCCACAUUAGUGGGCAUGAGUAGAGGAAACCAUUGAAAUAACAGGAACACACACAGCUAUGUGUUCCAUGGAGUGAUGCCUGCAUAUCGUGCCAUAUUGCUUAGCUUGAAUGGUCUGUUUAUUUGGAUCUGUUGUGCAAUCAACACACUAUUUGCUUAUCCCAUUUGCUUUGUUGUAUUAUAUCAUGGUGCAUAAGUCAGAGCCAACAUGUAAGUGACAGAAAUAGAAAAUAUACAUUUUUUACACUUUUUUACCCUCUAAAGUCUACAAUGAGUUAUGUUUUCAGUGAAGAGAAAAUACCUUGAAGUUAUUUGUUACACUGUAACAAUUCUACAUCUAACUUCUGAAGUUUCAUCACAGUUUGACAAUUCAUAUUGUAGAAUGUUGAUAUUGCAUGCAUUUUUAAAUAAAAUGAAUUUUUGAACAUUU
Messenger RNA from Oncorhynchus nerka (sockeye salmon), 2275 nucleotides. RefSeq names its product angiopoietin-4-like. The record is from RefSeq and is a predicted model, not a curated record. The coding region runs from base 945 to 1775 and encodes 276 amino acids. The transcript has 7 exons. Lineage: Eukaryota; Metazoa; Chordata; Actinopteri; Salmoniformes; Salmonidae.